AUGGUAGCUGCAUUUCAAUGCAUUCUCACUCCUACUAGGUCGAAUUCAAUCCGGAAUUUUCCUUCGAAGACAAGGUAAGGCACUCUUUCAUCGCAGUUGAGAUUUCCUUGUUAGGCCACUGUCUAUGUACCAGAAGUGGCGGAAUUUGUCCCUGAAGAUGUUGCAAACAACAAUCGUCGAAUUGACACGUUAAUCAAGAAAUAUCUUCAUGAAAAGACGAAAAGUUUUCUUGAGGACGAAGACGAGGAGAUCGAAGUUGAGGGGGAACAAGGAGUAAGAUGUAAAAUAACAGGUAAGUAGCCCUCAUUGAUUCCCUUAAUAUCGUCAGACUCUCUUAGAGCGAAGAAAAAUCGCAAGAAACGAAAACGCGCACCCCAAGAAGAUGAGCAGGCAGAAAAGGUGAGGGAAAGUGUCUUAUUCCCCUUACCUCAGUAGGAAGCACAAUACGACUUCUUCCAGUCUGUCACGAAUUACGCAGCCGUCGAUUCUUUCAUUGGGUUUAAGCUGUCGAAACCGGUCCUCAAGGUACAACCUUUCGUUUUUUAAUCGUUCAGGCGCUCACUGACAUGAAUAUGUACAAGCCUACCCCUAUCCAGUGCGCCUGCGUUCCUCUUGCGCUGAUAAACCGAGAUAUCUGCGCCUGCGCGCGUACGGGAUCGGGAAAGACGCUGGCUUUUCUGCUGCCCAUUGUCGACAGGAUGGUCUACACCCCCGCUUCCAGUAGGCGGAGCACGCGGGCGCUCAUAAUCAGUCCUACGCGAGAACUCGCGGUGCAGAUAUUUAAGGUUGCAGAACAGCUGGUUAAGUACUGUCCGAAACUCAAGAUUCAGCUAGCCGCUGGCGGCUUGGAUUUGUCCUCCCAAGAGGCUUCUCUACGAACAAACCCUGACAUUGUUGUUGCUACACCCGGACGACUAAUAGACCAUCUUUCGAACGCUCCCAACUUCAGUCUGCAAGGAGUCGAAUAUCUCGUUCUAGACGAAGCCGACAAGUAAGUGUAGUCUUGCGCGUCUUCUAAUUCAUUGACAGACUUCUGGAUGAGUACUUCACGGAACAAAUAUGUGAAAUUCUUCGCCACUGCAGCUCACAGAAACAAACCCUGUUAUUUUCAGCAACUAUGACUGAAACUGUACGUCUCAUUCCUUUUUUCCUAGCAUAGUCAUCUUGUCGCAUUCAAUGCAUUUGCUCGUAGUGGGCUUUCUUAUUUAAAUUUGGAGCCGCCUCUUCUAUAGUUAGGCUAUACCCUUUGAAUGUUAUGGGGCUUUCAUUUGAUGCAGGAUCACAACAUGUACCGGCACAAGUAAUCUACUGAAUCCCUGAUGGUAGUUAAAACAAAACCCCUACUUUUACCAUCCCUCCGCAUCAGUCACAUUAUUACGCCCAAGACCAGCACUCCUGCGCCCUGUCACCUAUUCGCUGGCGAUAGAUAUGCAGGUCUAUCAUUAGCAACGUGCGGUAUCUCAAAUAGCUUCCUUUUGUCUUAGUUUUUCAAAUGACGGAAGACUACCCAGUCUGUCUGAGAGGCGGGUUGGUGCUCGUCGUAUUGUUGAUAAAAGCAGAGGGGGUAAUUCCAGGAAGCGGUUGAGGUGAGGGGGACACACUCGCUGGGACAAUGAUUUUAUAUGUCAGGCAUGGGGUGACUGGAAAUAAUCAAUUGAGAGCUCGAAAGCACGUAUUGCGUGCGUUAUAAAGUCCAGAGAACUGAAAUAUCAAGCACUGACCGCUCCCCCAGUCACCUGACAUUUCGCCAGCGGAUUAAAACUUUCUAAAGUUCUUAGGUGACUUUUUUGGAAAAUCACCAAACAGAGCUUUUAAUAAAAGUGCCUAGUAUAGAGAGUUUCAAGUCUAUCUUGUGUUUCAUUUCUGUUCCAGCAACUUCCUAAGCUGCUGCUUUACGUAAUGUUCCUCGCCCGAGUGAAAAUUGUUUUCGUCUCUGUUGAACUAAACAAUUGUUGCUGUUGAAAAACUCCUGGAGAGGGUUAGGGAAAAGCAUCUAAUAGAAUGUGCUCAUUUGAGGAUCGUGACGUUGGUAUUAAAAAUUCACCAUCUUCUUGUUGCACCAUUCAUGGUUAAACUUUCCCAGCAUGGGGUCGCCUCUUUUCAAGGUGCGUGAGUUGGCCACAGUGUCUCUCAGGAAUCCAGUUCGAGUUUUUCUCAACGAGUCAACCGCAGUGGCUGACAGACUUCAACAGGAGUUCGUCCGCAUCCGACCACAGAAAGAAGCUGACCGAGACUCCAUACUCGCAGCUCUCCUUGUCCGUUCCUUCCCCAAACGGACAAUUGUCUUUCUGCCGACAAAGAAGGACUGCCAUCGCAUGCACGUUCUGCUCGGCCUGAUGGGGCUACACUGUGCUGAGCUGCAUGGUGACAUGCACCAGUCGCAGCGUCUAGAGGCCCUCCGUCGUUUCACUGAGGAGUCCUCUUUUCCCCAGGGCUCCUCUACAAAUUCGAAGACGACUGCUGUGGACAAGGAUGAUCACAAGACUGAAGUCGAGGAUGCUGCACCCCCCGUCGACAUCUUACUUGCGACUGACCUUGCUGCUCGCGGCUUGGACAUCCCCCAUGUGCAGACGGUACGUUACCCCUCCGCUCUUCCGUUUGAACCGCUCCUGAUGUGGUCGGCACGUGUCCGGCUGUCCGUGGGGAAGUUGCGUAGAUCGCAACACAUUCUGUCCUAGUUCUUCUCAACACUUUCAUUGCCGUUUAACUGAAUUUGCCCCGUUGUCAGACGUGGAUGUAUGUUGCCCUUUGACUGCUGUCUCUUAAAAUAGUUCAUGUUCAGCGUAUUUUUUCCAUGGCUGAAUCCUCAAUUUUAUUCUAGAGAUAGGUAGUAGGGUCCGACAUUUCAACCGUCGUUUCUGACAAUGUCCACCGUGUGCUCCAUAGCAAAGUGGGAGCAGGGGUGUUGACUUGCGCGUGAGUUCGCUCAUAUUGAUAGUAGGCCUGCGCAGCAUCUACCGCACUCUCCCCGUCUCCCCCACCUAAGUCCGGUGUCGUGACAGGGUCGAGGAGACCAGAGGCAGCAAGACACGCAGGUGGCUGGCAUGGCGGAAAAUGCAGCUAGGCGUGCCACCACGCCCCUGGUUCACAACGUACAACUGACCAGGAUUCUACACAACAACUGACGCGCCGUGUGUCUGCACCUGGGCGCGCCGCUCCAUCCCCAAUGUUGACACUUGUUAUAGGUGCACGUUUCAAAUAACGCCUACCGGACCCCGAUCUGGUCUCCCUGUUGGUCCAACGCAUCUGCCGCGUGGGCAGUUUGUGGGCAACACCGUUGGUCCACACCAGUGAUGACAAAUUACCGGAACCCACAAGCGAAAUCUUUCGAGCAUCCAAGUGCAGUGGGCCUCAGCCUCUUCAGCCAUGACCUCCUGCUGCUUACGAGUCAGAGAAUUAUUUCGGAGAGAUCAGUGCCUUGGCUUGCGCACAGUUGUCAUGCGCCUCGUCUGCACGUGCCACGCGCGCGCUGGCCUCUCGGAUCGCGUAAAUUGCACUUCAUUUGCUUGCAUUUCAUAUCUACCGGAAAUGCCAUGGGGCCGCAUCUGUAACUAGUUAAAAACAGGCCCAGCCCCAAGGACCGAGAUAUCUAGCCAGUUGGAAAUCUUCGAAUUCACUAUCUUUGCCUCGCUGUGAUAGGUCAAAACGUGUCAAAUUCCUUACAGCUAGAAAUUUUCGCGCAGGAUCGUAUGCAACACAAAUGUUAGGCCGUUGCGUAGAAAAAACAUAGCAACGGUCGUUUUGUAGGACCGCACGAAGUGCCUAAGAUGAUCACUAACGUCAGAAAUGAUUUCCGUGAGACGACGGAGAGUUGGUAGGUGUGCUCGAUGAGGCUGUGUUGCGGCAGGACGGGUUAUCGGCCAAUCACUUUAACUUCCGACAGAAGGAUCUCGAAGUCAUCUGGCAGCACAUGCUGCCCGGAUUCGUUUGCCGAAGAUUGCACUCACCACCGUUCGCAGCUCCAGCCACUGAUAUCACGAUCACUGCAGAGGAGCCCAAGAGACCACACGCGCAAGCCGGGUCCGGCCUAGAUUCUUCAUCUCUUUAAAGUGCCCGAUAUUGACACUGACGCGUUUUAAACAUCUAAGUACGUUAAAAUCGUACAGCAUGUUGUCAUACCGCCGUAUCUACCUCAGCUCAGUCAGGCAGCGGUUGGUUCCCCUUGCCACCUGAUUAUUUGCCCCUCUGGCCUGGAGUCAAAAGACCGACCUUUUUACAGAGCUGAUAAAGCUGCUACUGCACCUGAAGGUCUCAAACAUGUGGGACGAGUCAUUUACGAAUUUGUGUGAAACAGUUUUCCUCCUGGAAGAUAGUGGGGUACUUCAGCGUUGGCUACAGCACGUCGCGUUUAUCGCCAGCACAUUUCGUAGGUAUCUUCUUUCUACAAGCAUGUGGUGUUACUAAUGUUAUGAGUACUUAUGUAUCCCUUCGUUGAGAUGCCGAAACGAUGCGUUUUUGUGCUCAGCACAGGUCUUUACCGGAAUUUUAUUGCUGUCGAGAUUGCCGACCUAGUGGUCCCUCCAAAACUGCGUAUUCUGCACCCACACACAUUGAAUUAAACAAGAAUCUUGAGCUUGUUUGUUUUCGUUGCAGCUUCACGACGAAAUGAAAAUUCUUAGGAUCUCGUUUUUACACGUCUCGAGUCUGGACGGUGGGGAUUACGCCUCUUUCAAGAAUGGCUGUCGCAGUGUGGGGAAUCGGUCUCUGCCGUUUAGAAGGCUUUCACCUUUCCGGCUCUUUUCUCCUGCCUGUGAAAUUCAUUCCGCUGUCGUAAUACUCCUAUAUUUAGUCCGCUUCGGACGAUGAGAGAAGUCUGUCUUUUCGGCGGCUGGAAGGAAACACAUGUUACGCCUGCCGAUUUUCAUUGCUGCUCUCGGCCUCUCUUUGCAAGUGAACAAAACUACCCGAAUUCGACUGGGCCACCUGUGCGCGGGCUUGCAAACACGGUUUCCAGUAUGUGCAUACCGGCGACGUUGCCGCUUGCCCAUCGAUCUAGGACUUUGAGCGUUGUCAUUUGGGCCGAGUGAAGGCGUCAUGGUCAAGUACCUGUAUGGUCUAUCAACCCUGGGUCUUCAUCCACGACCGACCCUAAUUUUAUACGUCACCCUCAUUUGAUUUCACCCUUUAGCCAAGGUGGUUACACGGCGAAAUAAAAGAUGAGCGCUGGAUACCAUUUAGUCAAUGCGUCCAACCGAUUUCGUGCGAUUGGGGGCGGCGACUUGGUCGUAGUAAGUGGAAACGCACAAGGUCUUUGAUGUGUAUGGCCGAGGUUGUCUGAUAUACAGACCUGCUUCGUAAUCGAUCUCCCCAUCGAUUAAGAACAUUUUAAGUACGUUCUCCAGUAUUAGUAAUUUUAAUACCAUUUGAACAGCAUAGUCAGGAGAAUAUUCACAGGUUGGAGGGCUCGACCCCGGGCAUUCUAACAAUGGUCUCUAUACUUCGUUGUCCCUUAUGCUCUUGGCACAAUCUUCAGCUUGCUCAAGAAGACAGCGCAUCCAACUUCGAUUCGAAUAAUUAUAGUUUGGAUAGGAAUUAUGUGACAACCUGCACGCUUGUGUCCUGUAUAUGGGAGCUUUUUAUGUAACGUUGGUUCGAUUUUAAAAGCUACUUUAUUUUCACGGAUGCUACCACAAUGAUAGUAACGCAUGAAAUGAAGUAACAUGAGUGUCCUGUCUCAUGAGAAACACUGAUUAAAUGCAGCCAUUUUUAGAGGUAAGUUUUCAGAAUGUUGUUGCUUACCACAAUUUACAGCUGCCCUAUAACGAUAACUAAAUUCCCGCGAAAACUCCGUUGUAAGUAAAAAUCGCUACAAGCUCGAUGGUGCUGUUUGGCACUGUCAUUUCCGUCUUGCAGCCUUCGAAAGUGGCCACGUAAAGCACUGUACGAUUUCAAAGAACCUCAUAUUACCAUUUUACAAUGUAUGUCAGUAUUUUAUUGUCCGACUUUUUUCUGAUGUUGUAGUUUGUGCGAGCGACCGGAAAUUUGAGUCUUCCUAAGCAUGUUACUCCAUCAACUGUCACUAGUGUACCUCGGGGACAUUUGACUUUGAAAAUCUCAGGCACCUUGAGUGUGAAGGCAAGGAUUUAGUACAACCAACGCGCCAACCUCCUCAGCUACUAGGCCCCAACUGAGAGACUCGAGUUUUGUUUGAUCCCCCACUUAUUUUUACUACACGCAAUCUCGACUGUAGGGCGCCGUACAUUGGUAUCAUUGCCCAAAUCGUUCUAGGCAUUCUAGGGGUUUCCUGUUUUUUUUUUCACAACGACUCACCGUAGCAGAUACUUACGUGGUUGGUUUGAUUUUUCAGGUUAUUAACUAUCGACUGCCUCCAACAAUGAAGCAGUAUGUUCAUCGGGUCGGCAGAACUGCGCGGGCUGCAAACACAGGAAGGUAAGUCUUGCAACCUCUGGCUGUUUGUCGGCCUUCCGCCCUCUUUUAUUUUCCCCCUAAGAAGACAGGUCAUUUUCUAUCAUAAUUACAUCUCUUUGGGCUAAAAAUACGUGUGUGCGCAAUCAACCUAACGCAAUUUUUUACGAUCCCUUCUCCCACCUCAGAGCCGUAUCUCUGGCAGGCGAAUCAGAUCGCAGGCUACUGAAGGAAAUUAUCAAGGAUGCACCCUAUCCUAUAAAGGCCCGUAGUGUUCCGCAAGGUAACUCGUUUGGUGGGUGUUUUGUGUCAUUUACUCUCUGCGGAAUAUCGCCCCUGCUCCUAGAAAAUCUUCAUUUUUAAUUUCUGACGAACCUGUUUCUGUUUUUGCUUUAGCAGUCUGUAUUCUGGGCCAGUCAGACUUGUGUCAGACAUUUCCUUGCCUCCCCCCCCCCCUGCUGCUACUGGCAUCACACCUCUUGAGCUUUUCAUCAACCGAUUGUUGCCACCACAGUGGCAGGCCAUCUGACGCGCAUUUGCAGGGUAUGCAGUUUGAUUGCGUUGCACCGCAUGCCCCCCCUGCUGCUACUGGCAUCACACCUCUUGAGCUUUUCAUCAACCGAUUGUUGCCACCACAGUGGCAGGCCAUCUGACGCGCAUUUGCAGGGUAUGCAGUUUGAUUGCGUUGCACAGCAUGCGUCGCCAUGUGGGAGACCUCAGCUACCCCUACUAAACACAAGUUUUAUUUGCCGCCCUUCAUUAAGCCGAAACAACGGCUGUUGGCGAAUGUGCUAGGACAUUGUACGUCGUUGUCAUUUCCCGACUUUGUACCACAUCUCAUCGCUCACGAUGCGAGGUCAACUACGCGUCACCGAGCAGCUAUUACAAUUUCCCCCGCCCAUUUCCCUCAUUAGACAACUGACCGGCUCGAGCAGUGGACAAGUGUCUGGAAGUUUGAAGAGAGAGUGAUGUCGACUAUCUCGGCGCAUAUUCCUCACCGUAAACAAUUCGACGCCCUUGAAGUUACCACGCUACGCUAAAAGCAGCGUCUUAGAAGGCGGACAACUAACAGCGUAACUCAGUCUCCGCAGUCAGCGCAGUGUGUGCAUGUGUGGAGUGGCGUAGCGGGGGGCUGUGAGCGAGGCUGCAAUGGCUCCUUCUUAAUUUGGCUUCUGUGGAGCUCCCACCCAGUAGAAUCCGAGCCAGUUUGGGGACACGCCUAGGUUCCACCGUGACCGGACCUACGUGGGGAAGAAGGAGAGAGUGUAGUAGAUGCCGCGCAAGUCCGCUGUCGUUAUAACGGAACUCACGCCCUAGUCACCGUCUGUUCCCACCCUGUGGAGCACAUGGUGGACAUCGACGGCCGAACUGUCUUGCAAUUUUCCAACUACUACGAGGCGUUCAAUUAACAACUCCGACCUCUUCAAUAAGAAAGUUGAAAGUGCAGUGGCUGUCCUCCAUUUUGCAAACCUUCAGUUAAUUAAAACAUCGUUCGGUGGUACUUGCGACCACUGUGUAGUCUGAUAUCUACUGAUCCUUAUUCGACGACUAUGAUUUUUAAAGAGAUUCACCGUCAAGGGUGUUUUGAUUCCAUGUCUUGAUUUGCGAUCGACGAAUUGUCCGCGAAGUUUUUGGAAAAUUCUCUAAAAUGAACACGGGACUGACCACGAGCUACACAAGUCUAGUGAAGUCCAUCGUCUUUGGGGCGCAACUUCAUUUUACCUUGAGGCAGCAGUCGACUACGUGGCAGACAGUGAAAGCAGACUACAGGCGGACAUUUCCAAAGCAAAUGUUUUCCAAGCUCUGUUCAGGUUAAUUCUGUCGCUCGUGCGCAGGCUAGAAACAGGUCAAAGUCGAGAGAAACAGCCUGACUAACACCCUUGCAUAUCGUUGUCUUUUCAAUUUUGUUCGCCCUUCCUUCCCUCAACCUUUUACCCAUUGCGCGGGCAAGACCCAUGAAGCCGGGACCCCACCCCCCGCCCUCCCCGUUAAAUUAUUCCGUGUUCAUCAUCAGUCUCCCUUUUCAUCCUUUCCGUUUUCAGAAGUGAUUGCUCGAUUUAAGGCACGCAUCGCCAAGCUCGAGCCCUUCAUGAAGGAGAUUCUAGCCACAGAGGCCGAGGAGCGUGAACUGCAGGCAGCCGAAUCACAGUUGGCCAAGGCUGAACGUCUCGCAGCAGAACGGGCAGCCGGGGGCGCUGGCCAGACCUCAGCGGCGCCUCCAUUCCAAAAACGCACUAACUGGUUCUCAGAGAAGCGCGAGGCUGAACGCGAAGCGAAAAGGGGUAGGCGACGCAAACCCCCACCAUUUAUUUAUUCUAUGCCCAAUUAGUGUCAAGCAAAUUAACGUUAGUAGCAAUUUCAUAAGUAGGCAGUUGAAUUAUAUGUAAGUUUUCCGAUUUUUAUGUAUUUUGGACUCCGGCCAAUCAAUGCACACUGAUUUAAAACGUUGCUUCUACUAAUCGACUGACUAAACUAUCCGAGGUUGCGGUGGGGAGUCAUCAAAUAGGGGCCCGGUCCUCUGUCCUGCUAACGGCCAAGUACCCGUGCAGGUCACUUGGACAAAAUUCCGACAAUUAGAUCGUCUCCUUGUCUCUCCAAAAUAUAGGCUGUGCUCCUCAUCUUCUCCUCCUGGUUCCUGAACUGAAAAGUCACCGGCUCAAGUAAACUGAGUAGAGACCCUAAUGAACGUUGCGGACUCACAGUAAUGCAUACAAUCUUUUGCUGUUCCACAGCAUUUGACCCAAUUACUAGAUUAUCGGAUUAAUUGGAAUCGACUACAUUUGGGUCCUUGUCAUACGGUUCCGUCAUCCUUAAAAUCAUCUGAGAUGACUCAGUUGUCCCCAAGAAGUUGAGACGCGAGUAAAACUUACCGAGUGACUCGGGCUCUACUUUAUUCGUUUCACCUCCGACCCUCAAAGUGGAUCAAUGUAGUAUGUUUCGAGGUCAGUUCAAUGUCACCUGACUCCGUAUAGAUCAAUUUACGAAAAGGCGAUCUUCUUUUAGUUAUCAAAUUAGUCAGUCUCGGGUUGUCCGAUAAGUGAAUGACAGCUUAGCUUUUCGGGUCCUUAAGACCAUUCAAUAAGCCCGGCGAGACUGAAACUCAGAAGGGAUUCGGAAAGAGGGGAGCUGGAGCUUACCUACACAAACUCAGGCAUUCUCCUUUGACGGAGAUUCGUCAGAUUCCGUAGCAAGAAUUUUGGUUACCGAACGUGCGUGCUGUCGUUUCGUUGUCUAAGUAUGCUCAUCCCUGACAUGAGAGAUUCUGACCUCCUUCCAUGCCAAGCCAAAACUUAGGACACAUUCAGGUAUACUUCGAAAUUGGAGAAAUUGAUUACUAGAAUUACAAGCCUACUAGUUUAAGAGUCAAGUUGAUUUGUACACAGUAACGUGCUUGGUUUUAGUUUAUUAUCAUUUCGUGUAAACUACCAUUAUAAUUUAAAGCAUCUCAGACAGCAUGCUUUUUUCGCUAUGAUUUUCAAUGCUUGUAAAUAUCAAAUUUUACUUUCCAUAGCGACUGCAAUAUUUUAAGAGCCUCAGGUAGGGCUGACGGUCUUCUGCCCCACUUCUCAUCGCUGCGUAACUCCCCAGCAUUCGGUGCUCACGAUUUGAACAACAGACAUAAGCAGGCACGCGUCUUAUAGCACAGUCUGGGCCAAGGGCAAAGGGGCGCUCAGUGAUUGUGUUACGAAAUUCAGUCGACACGUCGUGCCUUGAGGCUCUCUCUCGAGCCCGAAUAGUAACGGCACAGCGGCGCAUGAUAUAGGCAGAAUGUUAUUACUGACUAAGACUAGGGAGACUGGAGUGGCCAUUUCUAGUUUAUUAGCCGUCGUCAGCCAGCGUCUCUCUGUCAUUGUAUACUUCCGAGCGCGACCGACAGGAAAGCGAGCCCGUGGUUCAGUGGUUAGGGGUGUUGGACUUCUAGCCAACUGGUCACGGGAUCGAGCCAUGAGUUUUGCACACCUCAGGGCUGGAUAUGGCUGACUGACGACGGUUAAUAAGCCAGAAAUGGCCAAUCCAGUCCGCCUUGUCUUUGUCGAUAAUGUUAUUGCGCCAUGGACGUUGUAGUCUCUGAAAAUGGCAGCUGAAUCCCCUACUCGAAACAUCUUUCCUGCUGACUGUUUCCUAUUCAGGUUAUAGUGGGCGCAGAAGUCGCCAUUCCGUUGCUUGACUCUUCUAUUCGCCUCGCCAGAUGCGGACUGAGGACUGUUCCCAUUCAUGGGUCUUUAUUCGAGUCUUUUAUGUCUUCUUUCAGCAUCUGCAAAAAACAGGAGUCAAAAGAAGCUACCCUCAAAGCGACCACGUAAGGAUGCCUGAUUUUGAGACGGUGGAAACUGUGUACACCCCUUUUUCCUCCCCCGCUAUGCAGCAUUUUGAACAACACAGAGACUUGCCCGUUAACCUUCAUUUAUGCCUUUUUCAUCUGCAUCUGUUUACGGUCCCAUGUCUUUAGGAGUUGUCCACGGACUCAAGAGCCUUGCAAUCUAUCACAUUUGGCAACUAUCUUCGGUUGCAGAAGCCGAUGCGACCGCCUUCCUUUCAACUGGAUGGUUUCACAUAUUCUGGCUAAUUUCGCGCCUUCCUGGGAUACAGUGCGCCAUGUUUUCAAAGGAUCCUUACAGUGUAGCGGUUUGGUCGAAAUUCGUGAAAAAUGCACCACAACCCUCUGGUUCGGGAGUGAGCAGCCAGCACGUUGAAUAA
Molecule: messenger RNA, 11064 nt
Organism: Spirometra erinaceieuropaei
Lineage: Eukaryota; Metazoa; Platyhelminthes; Cestoda; Diphyllobothriidea; Diphyllobothriidae
Source: the annotation of a GenBank genome assembly